AUGAAUUGGCAACUGUGGACAGCUGUCCUGCUGUUGGCCUGGAUUGGUGCAGCCAACCAAGUCGAAGCAGCCAAGAAACGCAAAACGGAAGUGAUACAAAUCUGGCAACCUCAAGAGCUGAAGCCAUCUUACGCUAGCCGACAGCUUGAUUAUCCCAUCUAUGUGCCCCGCGUAUCCGGUGGAUAUCGUCGUGGACAAGGACGUCGUGUACGUGCCAAGGCAGCGUCGACAGUCACGACCACAACGCAACGACCAAUUGUGCGAGUUUGGAAUAGUUUUGUGCGCAGCGUGCAACCGAACUUUGGCUUCAGAAAUCUGACCAAUCCAUUGACGAAUCUCUUCAACAAUGGCAAUGCCAAUAUCAUUGAAACCGUGCCACUGCAGGCCAUAUACAAUGAUCAGAAAGAACAGGAGCAGCAACAAGAACUGGAGCAGGAUGACUCAGAAGCUACAACGCAGAGUCCCAGCAAACGUAAGCGCAAGCGUCGCAAGCAGCAGAAGCGUCGUCCCGUCUACGAUUCGGCGGAGCAGGAUGAUGAUCCUUAUGGCUAUUAUGGCGGAUCCUCACUGCCCAUUGCUUUGCCACAUCAGCAACCAAUGUACUACUAUCCCAAUCUGGAGAAUUACUAUGAUUUGCGACGUUUGCAGGCAUACAACGAUUAUGCACAACACGCUAGUUACUAUGAUCCGUCGUACUACGAAGAAAGUCCAGUCGAAGACGAGCAGCCACAAUACGAGAGCGAGGAGAAUGUUCGCAAAUUAAACGGCAAAAAAUAUGCAAUACUGCGUCCAUUGGCAUUGGCUAUCAAAGUGCCGAACAACGAUGCAUCGGUCGCUGCGAUUGACGAAGUUCUCGACGAUGAUAGACUCGCUACCAAUGACGAAGACGCUGCUAACGAGGCCGACGUCGUGGCUACCGAAGGUGCAUCGGAUGACUCCGCCUCCACGCUCUCCGAAAGCAUGCGCAAUGCAAUUGGCACGUACAUGCGUGACGAUCAACGAAAUCGCGAACGUCAGCGUCAAGCUGAGAAGGUUGAAGCACAGGGAAUAGCUAAAAUUAGACCACGUAAUAGGCAUAGUGUGCCAAUAGCUGAGCGCCUGGUGAACGCGUCAAACAAGCGUCAAUAA
This is a messenger RNA of Drosophila albomicans, 1128 nucleotides long. RefSeq lists its product as uncharacterized. The coding region runs from base 1 to 1128 and encodes 375 amino acids. The record is from RefSeq and is a predicted model, not a curated record. NCBI's taxonomy places the organism in Eukaryota, Metazoa, Arthropoda, Insecta, Diptera, Drosophilidae. The transcript has 2 exons.